ACGCAUCGAAAAUGCAUUUUGGACCAAAAAUAGCAAAAAUGACAACUUUAUUCAGCAUUGUCUUCUCUUCCGUGUCUGUUGUGAGAGACAGUUCAAAUCAAAGCAGUCUACAGACUGUUCAAAUGCUUUUAUUACUUAUGGACCCCUAUUUUUUAUUUUUCCAAAUAGGUGUGUGUAUUAUGAAUCGAUGACAUAAAGCAAAAUAGAGGUGUAAAAUGUUCUGAACUGUGUGUUUCUCUCUCCUCAGGGUUCAGUGCUGAGAUCUCUGUGUUUGUGCAGACAGGAGCUUCUGUUCAACUGGAUAUACAGACACAAGAAAAACCAGAGUUUGAGCUUUUAGCCUGGAUGAAUAAUAAAUUAUCAUCACCCCUGGAUGAAGUACAGAUACUUGUUUUCACUGCACAGAUAUUUAACUUCCUGUUUCAAGAAUACAGUCAGCUAUCUUGAUGUUUGCUAUGAUGGCAGUAAAUCAUCAUCUUGCAUCCUUCAUUUUGCUCCUCGUCAGUAACACAGGGUUCAGUGCUGAGAUCUCUGUGUUUGUGCAGACAGGAGCUUCUGUUCAGCUGGAUAUACAGACACAAGAAAAACCAGAGUUUGAUCUUUUAGCCUGGAUGAAUGAUAAAUCAGAGAGUAUAGUUAGAUACAACAGUGAUUCCAAAAGAGUAACACCUCAUGAUUCCUACAAAACCAGAGUGGUCUUCAAUGAUGUAACCUUCUCUCUGACUCUGAAGAACAUGCAGAAGACAGACAGUGGACUCUACACAGCAAGAACAAUUGGAUCAAAAACCACAGAUUUGGUCUCAUACAGAGUUUCUGUUAUAGACUCUGUGGAGGCUCCUGUCCUGACUGUGAACUCAAUCUGGUCCAGCAGUGACUCCUGUACUGUGAACUUCACAUGCAGAGCUCAUGAGCUCAUGAUUAACUCCAGCUUUCAGAACAACAGAUGCUCUCCACAGGAAGUGACAUCACAGAUCAACACUCUCAUCCUGGACUGCAGUGAGGAAUACAUCAUCUGUAACCAUAGCAACCCUGUCAGCUGGAAACAAGACAGAAGAAACAUCACACAACUCUGUGGAGGGUUCAGUGCUGAGAUCUCUGUGUUUGUGCAGACAGGAGCUUCUGUUCAGCUGGAUAUACAGACACAAGAAAAACCAGAGUUUGAUCUUUUAGCCUGGAUGAAUGAUAAAUCAGAGAGUAUAGUUAGAUACAACAGUGAUUCCAAAAGAGUAACACCUCAUGAUUCCUACAAGGACAGAGUGGUUUUCAAUGAUGUAACCUUCUCUCUGACUCUGAAGAACAUGCAGAAGACAGACAGUGGACUCUACACAGCAAGAACAAUUGGAUCAAAAACCAGAGAUUUGGUCUCAUACAGAGUUUCUGUUAUAGACUCUGUGGAGGCUCCUGUGCUGACUGUGAACUCAAACUGGUUCAGCAGUGACUCCUGUACUGUGAACUUCACAUGCAGAGCUCAUGAGCUCAUGAUUAACUCCAGCUUUCAGAACAACAGAUGCUCUCCACAGGAAGUGACAUCACAGAUCAACACUCUCAUCCUGGACUGCAGUGAGGAACACAUCUUCUGUAACCAUAGCAACCCUGUCAGCUGGAAACAAGACAGAAGAAACAUCACACAACUCUGUGGAGGGUUCAGUGCUGAGAUCUCUGUGUUUGUGCAGACAGGAGCUUCUGUUCAGCUGGAUAUACAGACACAAGAAAAACCAGAGUUUGAUCUUUUAGCCUGGAUGAAUGAUAAAUCAGAGAGUAUAGUUAGAUACAACAGUGAUUCCAAAAGAGUAACACCUCACGAUUCCUACAAGGACAGAGUGGUUUUCAAUGAUGUAACCUUCUCUCUGACUCUGAAGAACAUGCAGAAGACAGACAGUGGACUCUACACAGCAAGAACAAUUGGAUCAAAAACCACAGAUUUGGUCUCAUACAGAGUUUCUGUUAUAGACUCUGUUGAGGCUCCUGUCCUGACUGUGAACUCAAUCUGGUCCAGCAGUGACUCCUGUACUGUGAACUUCACAUGCAGAGCUCAUGAGCUCAUGAUUAACUCCAGCUAUCAGAACAACAGAUGCUCUCCACAGGAAGUGACAUCACAGAUCAACACUCUCAUCCUGGACUGCAGUGAGGAAUCCAUCAUCUGUAACCAUAGCAACCCUGUCAGCUGGAAACAAGACAGAAUAAACAUCACACAGCUCUGUGGAGAGCCCUGGUCAGUAUUACACUUGUAGGCUGUCAGUCUGUUACAUGAGAGAAAUCUUACCUUUUUGAGGCUAAAAUCUGACAAGAAUCAAAUGCAAGCAAACAUGUUUCCACACGACUUGUAAUCUGAGCAGUAAACUUACCUUCAGAUUCUCAGAUGUCAAACAGGCUGAUGAUACAGAUGAUGUUGAGGUGAGCUUCGGAUGACAGUUCAUCUCUAUUCCAGCAGAAGUUGGAUAUAAAAUGUCAUAUCAAACUCAUUACUGGAUAUUAACUGUGUUUCAUAUAAUGUGGUAAUCUGUGAUGGUUUGUUUUAUUUCUCUUUAAGGAUUUAAAUCAUUUAAUACAGAUUUUAUAAAUGAGUGUUUCUUUGCUUCCAUCAUCUACUUUUAAUAUAGUUUCAUGAAUUGUAAUGUAAGCUCUAUAUAUGUUUGUAUGUUGUUUGGUUUUGUUUACUGCCUUAUUCAAGCAAUACAUUUUUAUAUCAUCAAGGAACCAACCUGGGCCGGGUUUCCCAAAAGCUUCGUAAGCCUAAGAAGUUUGUGAAAACAAUCGUUCGACUGAUCUUAAUAUUACGGUCUGGUUCCCAAAAGCAUCAUAACUUAAGUAGCACUUGAAAAUCAUUGUAGAUCUACAAGUGCUCUGGUGUAAUCGUUAAGCCUUAAGUGCUGUAUGCCAUGUCCGGUAGUAAGACCAGCAGCCUAUUAUCUGCCCUUAUUUUUAUUAAAUUAACUGAUGCACUUAUGGAUUCUUGUACCUUUUUGUUGUUUGCUGUGUUAUUAAACUAUGUAUAAUUGGCAGCACAUAUAACUAAUUUUUAGGUGUUGAAACCCUCUGCUGAAUACCUUUCUGUUUGUUGAUUGCUUACUAAUUUUAGGUAAUUUGUGAUUUCUCAAGAAACUAUUAACUAUAUGCGACACCCAUCUUUAACCUGCUGCUUUGCCCUCUUGAGGUUUUAAUGUGAAUUGUUUAUUAUAAAAGAAUAAAAGC
Messenger RNA from Carassius auratus (goldfish), 3192 nucleotides. RefSeq lists its product as uncharacterized. Lineage: Eukaryota; Metazoa; Chordata; Actinopteri; Cypriniformes; Cyprinidae. The coding region runs from base 447 to 2231 and encodes 594 amino acids. The record is from RefSeq and is a predicted model, not a curated record. Gene Ontology annotation, cellular component: membrane. The transcript is spliced from 9 exons.